GCAUUUGCCUUCCCGCGUGUUGAAAUACACAAAGAAAACAAAAAUAAAGUUCAGCGAUAACACCAGGGAAGCAACCGAAAAGACUUCACCGUAGGCCGACCGAUAUCUUUGGAGAAGGAGCUAACGUGUCCAGUUCGUGCUCUAUUCAUUUGUAAGGAAAUGAGUGUCACAUUGUGCAAACUGUAAGAACAGUGUUAUUGGUCUUUAGGACUUAAUUUACACGCAGAGCUGUUGUACACUUUGUGCGAGGAAGGUGACCGAUGAGCAAGAUUUGAAAAUGAACUUGCUGCCGAAGAGCUCAAAAGAGUUCAGUUCUGCUGAAUACUGGGAGACCUUCUUUAAGAAACAGGGUGCUAAUGCCUUUGAGUGGUAUGGGACCUAUGUGGAUCACUGUGCUGUUCUGCACAAGUAUAUCAAGCCUAAAGAUAAGGUGCUUGUUGUUGGCUGCGGUAAUUCUGAACUAAGUGAGCAGAUGUAUGAUGUAGGUUACCAGGGGAUCACAAACAUUGACAUAAGUGAAGUGGUCAUAGCCCAGAUGAAGGAACGCAAUGCCACCCGCCGACCGGUGAUGGUCUUUGUGAAGAUGGACAUGUUGCAGAUGGAGUUUGGUGACUCGCAGUUUCAAGUUGUACUCGACAAGGGGACCUUGGACGCCCUCAUGACGGAUGAGAGCAAAGAGACUCUGCGCAAUGUUGACAGGAUGUUUGCAGAGAUUGGGCGUGUCUUGCAGGUCGGUGGGCGCUUUGUGUGCAUCUCACUGGCCCAGGAGCACAUCGCAAAGAAAGCUGUUGGCCACUUUGCGCAGCGGGGCUGGCUGGUGAGAGUACACGCCGUGGAGGAACAGGGCACGGCCAGCAGACAGUUCACAUUGCCCGUGUUCGUCUUCAUCUUCACCAAGUUCAAGGAGAUUCCUGGAGCUGGCCACCAGAUCCUGGAGAUGUGUGCGGAGGAGCUGGACAAGCCGCUGCGAAUGGACAGUGUGGAUGGACUGUUGGAAGCGAUGAAGGGAAGGCAGCAGUAUGCACUACUCCGAAACCACUUGGCCAAGCGCUCCAGCAGCAGAGAGAGCGUGGCCCUCACUCUUUGUGACAGCGUAUCUGGGAAACCUCGCUACUCCUUUCAUGUUGUCGAUCUGCCCUCUGUGAAAUCUCCUCGCACCAACCACUUUGCAAUUUUCAUAGUUCCACAGGGCAGGGAGACCGAAUGGAUGUUUGGAACUGACGAGGGCCGGAGGCAGUUGGGCAAAAGUGCGGAAUUCAGGCGUUUGCUGGUUGUGGUGUUGCACCGUGACCAAGUCUACGAGAGUAUGGAAGCCAUUCAGUCAGAGCUGUCAGGGAAGGUGAUGGAUUUAGCUCCUUCUGGACUUCCUCCAAAUCAACAGGUUCCAUUUCUUUCGGUUGGGGGUGACAUUGGGGUUCGCACUGUCCAGUAUCGUGGUACAAGUGAUAUGAGUGGGGAAUAUGUCAUUGAAGACAUCAAGGGAGAAGAUGGCAACUACUUCCGGCAUCUCAUCUUCCUCAGUAAUGUCAAUGUGGUGCAGUCGGAGGCUAAACUAUUGCACGGCAUCUCAAAGCCAGCUUCGUCGCAGAAAAAGAAAAAGAAAGACAGGAGGAGGGGACAGCCGUGUUCAGAUGCUGAGAGGUCUUCAAAUCCCAAAGCUGGCCAGGCUGUUGACAAGAGCUAUCUGUGCUGCAAUCAUCAUCGAGCCAUGAUUGCUGGCUUGGUUCUUCUCAGUAAAAAAAGUGGUUUACUUGCAGACACUCCCUUUUCUCUGCUCCUGGUUGGCCUUGGUGGUGGCAGCCUUCCAUCAUUUAUCCAUGACUAUUUCUCCCAAUCGGCUGUCGACACUGUUGAAAUUGACCCCAUGAUGUUGGAGGUGGCAACCACGUGGUUUGAGUUUUCUCAAGAUGAUCGAAUGAAGGUGAUUCUGGCAGAUGGCCUGAACUAUAUUCAUACUGCAGACAGCGGGAAGGUCUCCUAUGACGUUAUUAUGUUUGAUGUCGAUAGCAAAGACAACACUCUGGGAAUGAGCUGUCCUCCUCUAGGAUUUGUAGAGGAUGCAUUUCUACAGAAAGUACGAAACCUUCUAGCACACCAAGGCCUCUUCAUUCUGAAUCUGGUGUGCAGGGACCAUAGUCUGAAAGAGAAGGUUAUGGCAGCAAUCAAAGGAGUAUUUCCCCUUGUUUACCUCCAGAAAAUUGAGGGUGAGGUAAAUGAAAUUUUGUACUGCCAGUUGACCAUGGAACAUAAAGUUGGAUCAAAAGACCUUCUUGAGGCAGGUCAGAUGCUGGAAAAUACUCUGAAGAAACCUGGCAGACAUUGGGAUCCAACAUAUAGUCUUGAGGAAAUGUUGAAGACAGUUAGAAUUGUGUGAAGAUUCCUGAACGAGUGUGUAUGAUAUUUCGGUUUACGACUUGCAGUGACACUUGUUGCCAUUCAAUAAGAAUACGGAUGUAUCUCUUAAAUGUUCAUUAAGUUCUGGUCCAAACAAAAU
This is a messenger RNA of Hemiscyllium ocellatum (epaulette shark), 2494 nucleotides long. RefSeq names its product methyltransferase 13, eEF1A lysine and N-terminal methyltransferase (gene mettl13). The record is from RefSeq and is a predicted model, not a curated record. Lineage: Eukaryota; Metazoa; Chordata; Chondrichthyes; Orectolobiformes; Hemiscylliidae. The coding region runs from base 278 to 2374 and encodes 698 amino acids. The transcript is spliced from 9 exons.